Molecule: messenger RNA, 744 nt
Organism: Pistacia vera
Lineage: Eukaryota; Viridiplantae; Streptophyta; Magnoliopsida; Sapindales; Anacardiaceae
Product: F-box protein SKIP24-like
Exons: 3
Coding region: 1-744 (247 amino acids)
Molecular function (GO): protein binding
Source: RefSeq, a predicted model, not a curated record
AUGUCGGCCGAGGCUGUACCGGACGAACUCUGGAGAAAAAUACUCGAAACCGGAAUCGGAAACUCCAGCUUCACCUUUAAGGACCUCUGUUGCCUCUCCAUCUCCUGUAGACGCCUUCACCGAUUAUCCGGUGAAGACUCUCUCUGGUCCCACCUACUCUCCUCUGAUUUCGACAACUCAUUAUCGUCAUCACAGGCGACAUCGAUUAAGUCAAUAUACAAAAUUAGGUUUGAGAAGGACCGGGAGAGGAAAUUGGCGGCACAUAGAAGGGCUGUGUUGAGGAAAGAGAGUCAAGUGGCCGAGAAUUUGCGGAAGAUUCGAGAAAUUGAGAGGAAAUUGCGAGAGGAGACCGACAAAAUGAAAAGUACAGUUGCUGAAUUAUCCAAUUUACGCAGGGUCAGGCAAGCUUCAGUAGCCUUGAAUGUGUGGCAGCCAGAAGUUGUUAGAGGUAAACAGAAACAAAUAGUUGAGCAGUGUGUUAUUCCUGUUGAAUCUAGAUUAAAUUCACUUGAGAUGGAACUUAGACUUUGCAAGCAACAGAUUGCAGGGUUUGACAAUGCCUAUAGAGAGCAAAAACAAAGACUCGAGAAGGCGAAGGAAGAGUUGGGAUCCAUGAAGUAUCACCCGUUGCGAGAGUAUAAGUUUACAAGUAGUGAGGACAAUGAGUGCAACUUAAUGAGGAAGAAGUUGAAAACAAAUAAUAAGUGUAAGAUACUCAGUUCUUGUUCUUUCUAUAGUCAAUAA